Molecule: messenger RNA, 3821 nt
Organism: Xenopus laevis (African clawed frog)
Lineage: Eukaryota; Metazoa; Chordata; Amphibia; Anura; Pipidae
Gene: bend3.L
Product: BEN domain containing 3 L homeolog
Exons: 5
Coding region: 1170-3470 (766 amino acids)
Biological process (GO): negative regulation of transcription by RNA polymerase II; rDNA heterochromatin formation
Cellular component (GO): heterochromatin
Molecular function (GO): rDNA binding; DNA binding
Source: RefSeq, a predicted model, not a curated record
CGAGGUAGCACAGCCUGGUGCAUUUUUUUUGUUGGAAAAAUGGGAGUGCUGGUCUCGGAUAGGAGCUGUGUGACUGGAAUCACUAUGGGGUGCCCAGAUAACACACCAUGCUCUGACCCAUGCUCCAGCUCACCAGAUUUCAGGAUUAUUUAAAAUUUUAGAAUGUUACUUAAAUAGGGAAAAUUGUGUGGAAUUAAAAAGGUGGGAUUUAUAAGACAUUAUCAGUGGAAUCAACGCAGUUUCUAGGGUAUGGACACCGGGCAAAACACCUGCUGCAGCCACUUUCCAGUCAGUGAGAGCAGUGGGGCAUUUGGUCGCUUCCUUGCUGACAGAUACACUGAUAAUGGCGCGGAGGGAGACACAGUUACUGUGGAUAUUGUGCAGCAAAUCUAAGUGCCGUGGUGGAAGUAAGCAGGCCAACAACACGGGGAUCUAAUGUUGGAGAAGCAGCAUUGGAGAAAAGUUUGGAGCAGAGCGCUUGCUGUAGAGCACGGUCAGUACUGGGAGCCCAGGGAGACUGUGUCCUUGCUCAGUGGAGAGAGGGCAGGGGGGCUGUUCCCACUGCAGCCUCUGUCUCCCUGUGUCCUUCUGCGGAAAUGACACACACGGAGUCCCGUCACGUCACGCGAGAGCGCACGGACACGCAGCACACAAAGACAUAGAGGCUUUUCGUGGGGGGGAGAGGGAAAAAAACACGGCCCGGUGCUCAAGAUGAAGCCGGCAGCGGAAGGCUAUUAGUGGCGCGGCCGCCGCUCGGAAACUUUGCAGCAGCAGUAGUGGAGAUCGAGGACUGGGAUCCCGACUUUCUCUCGGGGAGCUAUGAAAAUGAACCCAACUGAAUUCCGAGAAGAUAAUAAUAAUGAUGCGGAUGAUACAAAAGUUAAAAAUAGUGCCCGUUACCUCAGAUCUGCUGGCCUCUUAUGAACUUCAUGACAAGACAAACCAUGGUAGACCUUCAAACCUACGUGUUUUCAGUGACCUGCGUCUCUCUACAUCAUACUAAAAAUUAAUUUAAAGUCACUGUUGUGAAAGUGGAGACAUACCGUGAAGAUGAUUUGCUGGAUUGUUCAUCUGCUGUAUCUGGAAGAAAGCAUUUGUCCAAUUGCACAUUUAUUGGACAGCCUGAGCCCAACAAACGAAAACAAUCCUCUCUUAUUUAUGAUGGUCACAUGAGUGAGCCUGAAACUAUAACAACUGUCAAAAAAAGACGACUUAUUCCAGAGAGUCUUCUUUUUACCACGAGAAACAAAGACUGUGGUUUGGCAUCUCAGGCUAAUGCAGACUUGUCAAGUACAAAUUCAGAUUAUAGUACUACUUCUCAGUGUGAAGGGGAGGAAACUGUAAGUGAAUUCACUUCAUCAUACAAGAAGCCUUUAUAUGGAAUUUCACAUAAAAUAACAGAGAAAAAGAAUCCAGUUACCUCAGAUCUGCUGGCCUCUUAUGAACUUUAUGACAAGACAAACCAUGGUAGUCCUUCAAACCUACGUGUUUUCAGUGACCUGCGUAAGCGCGACUCUUCUCCAGCUGUAAUGACAUCAUCAGCCAGUGAGGAAUCAAACAUUUACUCUCUAAUACAAAAAAUGUUUUUUACCCUGAACACUCUAAAUUCUAACAUGUCCCAGCUUCAUAGCAAAGUCGACCUUUUGUCACUGGAGGUGAGUCGAAUAAAGAAAAAAGUCAGUCCCCAAGAGUUAGUGGCAGAGUUUCAGCCACCCCCAGAGUACCAGCUAACUAGCACAGAGCUGAAGCAGGUGAUGGAUCAAAGUAGCUCUGCUGGUGAUCUGGCAUGCCGGUUAUUGGUUCAGCUUUUUCCAGAGCUUUUUGGAAGUGACGGUUAUUCCAGGAACUGCAGCACCUGUGGCUGUGUUAACAAGACUAAACUUGAAUCUCUUCACUUGCAGCUUAUCCGAAAUUACGUUGAAGUCUGCUAUCCUACUGUUAAAAAUACAGGUAUCUGGCAGGUGGAAUGUUUGCCUCAGCUCAAUGACUUUUUCAAUCAGUUCUGGGCUCAGAGAGAAAUGGAAGACAGCCGGCAGAAUAUGCAGUCCUCUGGUUUCUUUGACACCCAAUCUGAUCCAAGUUCUCACUUUAUUGAAAGUAAAGAACAAGAGGAAAUUUCUUCUGUCGACAGAACUGAUUCUAUUAUCUCAGAAUAUGCGCUAAAUCCACAGGAUCUCAAUGAGCUUUUAGAUGAAGCCUCUUCCCCUGGUGAAUUUGCUGUGUUUUUGCUUCACCGGCUGUUCUCUGAAAUUUUUGACCAAAGAAAGCUUGCUGAUCAUUGUACCAGAGAACUGGAGAAUUUUGUUUUAGAUCCCCAUCGCUUGCAACUUAUUCGCCGGUAUACAGAAAUUUACUUUCCAGAUGUGCAAGAGGAAGAAGUUUGGUUGCAGCAAUGUGUACAAAGGAUUAAUGAUGAGUUGGAAAGUGUGUUGAUAGAUGGCAGUGAAUGUGAUGAUAUGGGGGACGAUUGUUAUGAUUCCUCUAGCUUGCCUGACGACUUGUCUAUUGUAAAAGUAGAAGAUGGCAUUGAUUCUGAAAAACCUGGAAGAAGGUCCAAAAAGAUAUGGCUUGUGCCAUUUGACUUUGACAAAAUUGACAUUCCACCUCCUGACUUUGAAGUUCCAUUUCCACAGUUUAUUCUCAGCAAGGAACAACUUAAAAACAUAUACGAGAGCAGCUUGUCUAUUGGAAAUUUUGCCUCACGAUUGUUAGUUCAUUUGUUUCCAGAACUCUUCACUCCUGAAAAUUUGAGGAAGCAAUAUAACUGCAGUGGUUCUCUUGGGAAAAAGCAGCUUGAUCCCAUUCGUGUAAAGCUUAUCAGACAUUAUGUACAAAUACUAUACCCAAGAGCAAAAAACGAUCGAGUUUGGACAUUAGAAUUUGUGGGGAAGCUGGAUGAGAGGUGUCGCCGUAGGGAUACUGAGCAGAGGCGCUCUUACCAGCAGCAGAGGAAGGUUUAUGUGCCUGUGCCAGAGAGGAGAGACUUUGUACCUUUUGGGAUAAACCCAGAAAGAUUUAGAGAUCUCAUUGAUGGACCACCCUUGCCUCCAGAACGCAGCUCAAAAGACUUUUGUAAAAUACCUUUGGAUAAGAUUGUUGUCCCUUCACCUGAAUUUCCAGUGCCUUCUAUAUAUCUCCUGAAUGAUAAAGAAAUCAGGGACAUAGUACAGCAGAGCCUCUCUGUUGGAAACUUUGCUGCCAGGCUGCUAGUGAGACUCUUUCCCGAGCUCUUUACCCCAGAAAAUCUUAGGCUGCAGUACAAUCACUCUGGUGCUUGCAACAAAAAGCAGCUCGAUCCUAUAAGACUUAGGCUGAUACGGCACUAUGUAGAGGCUGUUUACCCUGUGGACAAGAUGGAAGAAGUAUGGCAUUAUGAAUGUAUUCCAAGUAUUGAUGAAAGAUGUCGGAGGCCAAAUAGAAAGAAAUGUGAUAUACUUAAAAAAGCUAAGAAAGCAAAAAAGAAUACCUGAUCAAACAUUAGUAAAUUAUUAGCGUGUAGUAGACAGGUAAAUAGUGUUACAUUUUUCUAGUUCCUUUCUCACAAAAUGUGUGUAUAUAGUAUGCAGAAAUGUGAGACUGACUGCAAAUUUGCACUCAUCUGGGAAAACAUCCCAUAUUAUUCACUGGUAAUGUUUAUUGUUGUAUUACUCAGGACUUCCUGAGCGACCUUUUUUUUAAAAAAAUGUAAAUCUUUAUAUUUUAAUGCAAAAUGCUUUCAUCAUUUCUGUGUUUUUUUCUUCCACCCCCAAAAAUGGUCAUAAAAUAUUUAUUUACUUCAGGUAAAUAAAAAACUUUAGGUCAGUCUCAUCUGGUGCACACAU